This is a messenger RNA of Caenorhabditis sp. 36 PRJEB53466, 1248 nucleotides long. The record is from the annotation of a GenBank genome assembly. Lineage: Eukaryota; Metazoa; Nematoda; Chromadorea; Rhabditida; Rhabditidae.
AUGACGAGGAAACUGAACGAAUCGACCGACUCCGAGGGAAUUUGUGCGGAUAUGAGCGCCACUUCGAUGAGCUCUUCGGUGCAUUUCGAACGAAUGUUCCACUCGACGACGUCGACUUCGCGAAGACCUCCGUCCAGAAUUCCGGCCCUCAUGACGAAGAGUCUUCACGUUCCCAGGUACAGUAAUCCUUCGAGUUAUCUGGGGAAAAUGAAGGAGUUUCAGAUCCUGCUCAACACCACAAAACGGAGGAAUUGAAGUGUACGGGUCCGGAGAGCAACUGUGUGAAGGGUACAGAAAUGGACGGAUCGAGACGGAAAUGCUGUUGAGCAGAAGUCAGGAACGGAGGAAACAGAGGGCCAGCAGCUAUGAUCCCAGGUACAAACGUGGAUAUAAAAAGGGACCAGUGUCUUAUCCAUAAUGUUGAAAUAAUGAAACCAUACAGAAACUGUUAACUUUUCACAGUUUCAAAACAUUGUAAAAGUAAGUGGGUCGGACCCAUAGAUCAUUUUCGAAAAGAGAAUAUUAUGCGACUCCUACUGAGCUCACUAACCGAUUCGGAUCCUUGCAGAUGCCUCGUUCCGCUUCUCUCGACCGCCCGUCUGACGUCAUCCGCGUCGGCUUCUGCCUCUUCUUCCCAUCAUCCUCUUCUCACUUCCUCCUCUUCCUCUUCCUCCUUCUCCCGUCUUUUACCGAAAAGACCGCAAUGGGUCCGUCAUCAGCCGAACGUCCAAUUGGCCGAAUCGACAGUCUCUCUGGAUUCCAUUCGACUGCACAAGGAAAAACCCGAAUUCAUGUUGAGCUUCGAUUCGGACGGAUCGGAACAAGGAGAUGAGACCCCGAAGGCGAGGAGGAAAACGAUUUCGCUGAGGAAAUUGAAAGAGAGGAACCGGAAAAAGUUUAGGUACUUUUUACUGUUUCAUGAUCUUUGGAAAUUAGAUUGGAAUAGUUGAUCUCCAUAAGCAAUAAGUGCAAUAUACCAACAAGUUGUCAACUGAUAAAAUGUACACAAUUGAACAAUUUAUCAGUUGACAACAUUUCGAUAUCUCCACAGACAGCUGAGAUCGACAACUUUCCAGAAGCUCUCUUCGCCGUCUGCACCGUCCGACCCCUCCGAAUCCCUCCGAUUCCGUGCCGAUCCCCGCCGAAUUCCUGUCCGUCUCCUCGCCGAUCUUCUAUUUCGCUCUCGCAUUCCUCCUCCGAAUCCUCCUUUUCCUUUCCGAACUUUGCCUUCCCUCCGAACUUACUUGA